Metarhizium brunneum ARSEF 3297 is the source of this 1548-nucleotide messenger RNA. It is a transcript of the gene fet4, whose product is annotated as Low-affinity iron/zinc ion transport protein fet4. NCBI's taxonomy places the organism in Eukaryota, Fungi, Ascomycota, Sordariomycetes, Hypocreales, Clavicipitaceae. Gene Ontology annotation, biological process: transmembrane transport. The record is from RefSeq and is a predicted model, not a curated record.
AUGUUGAACCAACUCAUCAACUGGCUCUCCGCCCCUGGAAUCAAGGGCGCCAUCGAAGAGAGGGCCCCGACGCAGCAUGUCGCCCUCAAGUCCAGCAUCGCCGACGGCAAGGACAGUAUCGCCGUGGUAAGUGAUGCCAAAGCGUCGGACUCCCAAUCUGUCAACAUCACCGGCUACGUGGCGCAGACCAAGACGGGCAGACUGGACCGAUGGCUCGACGCCCUCGUCACGGCCUCGGGCUCAGAGCCAGUCUUCCUCAUCAUCGUCGCCGGUCUUUUAGUCUGGGCCUUCACCGGCAUCCGCUACGGCGAGCAAGACAACUGGGCCGCUCUGAUUUCCGACAUCCAAGCCAUCGUCAGCUACCUGUUCGACUCGCUGCUCAUGCGCCAGCAGCUCAAUGGAUACGAGCGCCAGGUACGAGCCGCCGCGGGUCUGAGGUCGCGCACCCAGAGCCAGAAGAGGAUGAUGCGCCGCGUCCUAGCCAGCGGUCGGUGUAAACGCGCCCGUGUCCAGGAUGUCCAGGCCGCAGAGUCGUCGAGGUUUGGACCAGAGCUCCCCGCGGAGAACUGGGCCGGACGGGCGUCCAACUGUUUUGCCGCGUUUCUCGGCCACUUUGCCACCAUUUGCAUGUACUGGGCGUGCAUCGGCGUCUGGCUCGCGUUUGGGCAUUACUGCGGCUGGAGUGACCGGUGGCAGCUGUACAUCAACUCGGCCACGUCGGCGCUCAUGGUGCUCAUCUUUGCCUUCCUGGCGAACAUCCGCGAGCGGCACACGGUGUACAUUGAGCGGUGCCUCGACGCCAUAUUCGAGGUCGAUUCCGAGGUGGAGCUGAAGCUUCGGGGCCUCACCGGCGAUGCGGAGGAGAAUCCCGUCGUGGUCAUUCCCGCGCCUCGCGUGAAUGGGAUCCAGCGCGCCAUCUUCUACUACGCCGACGUCAUCGGGACCCUUGUUGGCAUUGCGCUGCUCGUCGUUGUCAUGGUCGUGUGGAUCUGCAUCGGCCCGGCGAUGAGGUGGGAUGACAACUGGUGGCUUCUCAUCGGCACGUAUGCCGGCUUGGUUGGGCUGGUGGAUGGCUUUGUCCUGCGCAACGUCCAGCAGCGGCUGCACCAGUAUGAAGAGGCCGCGCUCGAGAGCGCCAAGCUCGAGGAUGUGGCCAUGGCCGAUGAGAUGGGCGUGCCUCCGCCGGACAGGGCCGUGGUCAACCUCGGUUCCGUCAACUAUCGGCUAUCCAACGCCAUGGGCGUCAUCUGCGCGCACGAGUUGACCGUUAUUUUGGGCGUCGUCGUCGUCGUCGGGCUCAUUGUCGGGGCGAGCGCGAUGAAGUGGACUACUACGGGACAGCUGCUUUGCAAUAUCCCGCCGAGCAUCGUUGAGACAUUCUUCAUGAUGAUUCUCAUCACGGGACAUAAUCUCUCCGAGGCUGCGUGGCGAGCUGAUCUUCACAACAUGUACUUGUGGCGACUGAGGAUGUUGUCGUUUGUUGAUCAUUUGGAGAAGAGUGAAGAGGCAGCCACCGAAAAGACCCCGGAUACUGUUGCUUUGGAGUAG